Cucumis sativus (cucumber) is the source of this 2635-nucleotide messenger RNA. Its product is annotated as probable protein phosphatase 2C 35. The transcript is spliced from 5 exons. Gene Ontology annotation, cellular component: nucleus; cytosol. Lineage: Eukaryota; Viridiplantae; Streptophyta; Magnoliopsida; Cucurbitales; Cucurbitaceae. Gene Ontology annotation, biological process: protein dephosphorylation. Gene Ontology annotation, molecular function: cation binding; protein serine/threonine phosphatase activity. The coding region runs from base 861 to 2072 and encodes 403 amino acids. The record is from RefSeq and is a predicted model, not a curated record.
AACCUCAAAUACUCUAACCUCUAUCUCUUCACAUGUGGUUGGGAGAAGGAAAAAUAAAUUAGUUUUCACAGCUCACGGGCAGCUCUGUUGAAAAAUUUGAAGUAGAGUUAUUUUCCAUUACCAGAAAAAAGAAAUGGUGAGUUUCAAGAUUUUCAAUGUGUGAACAAAUUUUUCUUACUGUUUUUGGGUCAUCUCAAUGUCCAAUCUUGUACCUUUCCUAUGCCCUCUUCUUCUUCUCCUUCUUCUUCUUCUUCUCUUUCUCUGUUUCUCACCGAAAGCCUAACACUGUUUUCGUUAACAUCUAAACCCCACAUUCCUAUCGGCUGCAAAAUUUGUUCUUAGGGUUAAUUUUUCUCGAUUACUUCGCCUUUUCUACCUCCUCGAGCCGUGAUCUUUCUUCAAAAGCAAUUACCCAUUUCCCCUGUUCUGUUGUUUUUGUUCUAAACUUACUGUUGUGAUACACACACACAUAUAUAGUGCUUUCUUUUGCGUCAGGAAGGAUUUCACUCAAAGGAAAAGCAAUCUUUCAUUUGCACAAUCGUUUUCUAAGUGGGGAAAAGGCCUUUUCUCUUUGUUUUCUUACAUAGGUUUUGCUGUUCCUUCUGUCUUAGCCUCUGUUCUUUUGCAUCUUUCUCAACUUUUUUACUCUUCUGAAUAAUAUGGGGUUUUCCUCUCGGAAAGUUGAUGGGGUUUGGUUAGAUUGUGUCAGAAACAUCUGGGUUUUGCUACAAGAGUUGAGUAUUUUAUAGUUCAAUUUCAAUUUGUACUAUUACUUCUUUGAGGACUUUCAUCAAACACCUUGCGGGUAACUUCGAACUUCAAUUUUUUUUUUUUUUUUUGCUUCUUCCAUUUGAGAAAUUAUGGGUUGUAUCCAUACAAAAUGUUGCUGUCGCUACCCAAAAUCGUUGGUUGGAGAAUCUCAAGACUUUCGACAAGGGGUUCCUUACUGUCUUCAAGAUAAGAACACUGUGAUAGAGAAAUCAUUGGAGAUGAUUCCUGUUGCUUCCCACAACUAUCAUUUGGAAUAUUUGGUUCUAGCUCAGCGUGGUUACUACCCUGAAUCUCCUGAUAAAGAAAAUCAAGACAGUUUCUGCAUUAGAACAAACAUUCAAGGUAACCCAAAUGCUCAUUUCUUUGGUGUUUUUGAUGGACAUGGUCAAUUUGGAAUGCAGUGUUCAAACUUUGUGAAAGAUAGACUAAUAGAAAAGCUAUGUAAUGAUCCCACAUUGUUAGAUGAUCCUAUACAAGCUUAUAAUUCAGCAUUUUUGUCUACAAAUGAUGAGUUACAUACAAGUGAGAUUGAUGAUUCCAUGAGUGGAACAACUGCAAUUACAGUUCUUGUUGUUGGGGAUACUCUGUAUGUAGCUAAUGUUGGUGAUUCAAGAGCUGUAAUUGCAGUCAAAGAAGGGAAUUGUGUUCUGGCUAAGGACUUGUCAAAUGAUCAAACACCAUUUAGAAAAGAUGAGUAUGAGAGAGUUAAGCUUUGUGGGGCUAGAGUUUUGAGUGUUGAUCAAGUGGAAGGACUUGUGGAUCCUGAUAUUCAGUGCUGGGGAGACGAAGAAAGUCAAGGCGGCGAUCCACCUCGGCUGUGGGUUCAAAAUGGAUUGUAUCCUGGGACUGCAUUUACUAGGAGUAUUGGUGAUAGUACUGCUGAGAAAAUCGGUGUAAAUGCUGUUCCUGAGGUCUUAGUUCUUCAGCUUAAUCCCAAUCAUCUUUUCUUUGUGGUUGCUAGUGAUGGAGUUUUCGAGUUCCUUUCAAGUCAAACUGUUGUUGAUAUGGCAUCAAGUUAUGCAGAUCCUCAAGAUGCUUGCACUGCCAUUGCUGCCGAGUCGUAUAAACUAUGGAUGGAACAUGAAAAUCGAACCGAUGAUAUAACGAUCAUUGUUGUUCAAAUCAAAGGCUUGUCUAAUUCAGGUGCUGAUAAUAAUCCUUCCAGCAACGGGCUGGAGACUGCUUCUUUGAGAAUUGAUUUCUCAGAUCUACCCACUGAACCGAACACUCAACCUGUUGCUGUGACAAAUCGAAACCCAGCGAUCGUGGUUCCAAUGCUGAAUAAUCAGACAUCUUUAUAACGCUUGUGUAUUCAGACUUCAGUGUUGCUAUAACAUUCCUCCACCAGCAGAAGAGACUUGUAAUGGAUCCUGAAAGUUGAAACAAAUACUGAUCUUCCAGCUUAGCAUUGGACCAACUAAGUUGAUAAAGACAGGGAGGUUUGGUGUCUUUGACAUGGAAAAAUGGAUGGAUUGUUCUCUUGUAAAUCCAUGAUAGAGAUUGAGAGAAAAAUCUACAGUUCCCAUUAAAAAGACAAGACAAAGAAAGGGAAUUUAAUGAGGUGGAUUAACUUCAAAGCUCAAUGAUAAACAAGUUUCAGACCCCACUUUGUUACCUUGUCUCUUCAUUUCUGGCUGGCAUGCUAAGGUAGAAUAUGUUGUAAAUAGCAAAAAAAAAAAGAAAAAAAAUUAUAUAUCCUUUUUCUUCUUCUGUUUGCUUAAGAUAGAUCCCACUUCUUGAAAAGUGUCAUGUCAAUGGUUUAGCUUGUUGUGAAGUUAACUUGUGGAUGACUGUCACAAAUUGUUGCUCAGAUGGACCCUCAAUUUUUUCUAUAAUUUCAAAUUUCAAUGUUUUGUGAUUCAAA